This is a messenger RNA of Emiliania huxleyi CCMP1516, 1488 nucleotides long. RefSeq lists its product as hypothetical. The transcript has 3 exons. NCBI's taxonomy places the organism in Eukaryota, Haptophyta, Isochrysidales, Noelaerhabdaceae. The record is from RefSeq and is a predicted model, not a curated record. Bases 32 to 1285 code for a protein of 417 amino acids.
GCGACUGUUGGCUGGCCUGGCCGCGCAACAAAUGCUGCGCCUGGCUGCGGCCCUGCUGACGCUCGGGAUCGGCGGCCUGAUUGUCAUCACCGGCCGCACGGCCAAGGCGAGGUCGCGGGUGAGGCGGGCGUCGCGGCGCGCGAGGCGGCGGAGGCUGCGCGGUGACCUGGAGCUCGCACCGCUGCUGCGCGGGACCUACGCCACCGAGUGCCACGCCGCCCGCCGGGCCGCGUCGGGCAGCGCGCAGCUCGUAAUCUCGUGGUUCGAGAAGAACGCGGAGAGGCUGGCGGGGCUCACGGGGCGUGCAGGCGGCAGCACCGCCGCCGAGCCCGCGUCGCCGUUCGGAGGACUCGCCGCCUCGGCGGUCGACGUGGCUCUGGCGGCGUCGGCGCGCGGUGCCGCGGCGGCCGCCGCGCGGCCGCCGCUCUCCGUGCUCGGAGUGGGCUGCGGCGACGGCGAGGUUGACCUGCGCCUGAUGCUGGCCCUCCGCUCGGCGCUGACUCGGGCGCGGCCCGGCGCUGCGCGGCUGCGCUAUGUGGCGCUGGAGCCGAACGGCGCCGCGGCCGAGCUCUUUCGCGCGCGGCUCGAGCUCGCCCGAUCGACGGGCGCGCUGGGCGGCCCCGAGGAGACAUCCGCCCUCAUCCUAGAAGAGCGGUUCGACGAGCGUCCGCUGCGAGGCUCGCUCGGCGGCGCCAGCAGCGCCGAGAGCGGCGGGGGGGGGGACGGGGGCGGCGGCGAGGGCGGCGAGGGCGGCGAGGGCGGCGAGGGCGGCGGUGGCCCUCCCCUCUUUCGGUCGCUGACGCAGUUCGACCUCGUGGUCGGCGUGCACGUCGUCGGCGCCUUCAGCGACCCGCAGGCGGCCUUCGGGCGGCUGGCUGGCCACACGCGGCCGGGAGGCCAUCUCGUGCUCGUCCACCCAGCGGCGCGCGGAGUGGCGGAGCUCGCCGCGGAGCAGGCGCGGCUCGUCAAAGGGUCGGAGACGCACAGCUGCGCGUGGGACGAGCUGCGGAGGCUCGCCUCGCUCCACCGCCUCCGCUGCGAGCUCGAGAUGCUCGAGUCGCGUCUCGACUGCACCGAGUGCCUCGCCCGCUCGCCGACCGGCGUCGCCAUCCUCUCGCACUGCCUCGACGCGGACCUGCGCCGGCUGUGCGAGCCGAAGAUGCUGCGGCUGCUGCAGUCGCUCUGGCGGCUGGCCACGAUCGGAGAGCACGGGGCGCACGUGGAGGAGACGACGGCCAUCUUCCUCCUCUCCAAGCCCCGCGCGGGCAGUGCGGGUGCGGUGUGAGCCGGUGAGGGCGUGCAGUGCGGGUGGUCCAGUCCAAGGAGGAUGGCGGUGGUCGCGGAGCGCGUGGUGCGGCGCGUGGGCGGGGUAUAUGUGGGCGAGACCGCGUGAGGGGGGACCGCGCCGAGUGCGGAAAGAGACGACGGGCGGGCGUACGUGGGUACCGGCCGUUUCUUGCGUCUCGUUUUUUUGAAGAGAGUAGAAAC